Molecule: messenger RNA, 1380 nt
Organism: Mizuhopecten yessoensis (Yesso scallop)
Lineage: Eukaryota; Metazoa; Mollusca; Bivalvia; Pectinida; Pectinidae
Product: baculoviral IAP repeat-containing protein 7-A-like
Exons: 4
Coding region: 41-523 (160 amino acids)
Source: RefSeq, a predicted model, not a curated record
ACCUGAUGUACAGCGCGAUGAGUCCAGACAAGAGAUCGAUAUGUUUGAACAUCCAGCUGUACUCAGCGUCAUGGAACUGGGCUUCAGUAAAGACAUUCUGACAAAGGUCAUUACAGUGUACAGGAAACGUCACGGCACGGAUUUAUGUGCUGAGAAGCUUUUGCAUAUCGUCUGGGAAAUAGAAGAAAAUUAUGACAUGGAUGUCAUCCCAGAAGACGACAUUAUAGAAACCAAACAGGCCAAUCAUAAUCAAGAGGAAAGGGAAUGUGAAAGAACAUGUGAAGAUACGGAACUCACGAAGAAAGAUGAAAUUACGAAAACGAAAGGUAUUGAUGAGCUAACAGAGGAAAAUCGAGAACUUCGUGAACAGAAGAUAUGUAAGGUGUGUCUCGACGAGGAGGCUAGUAUUGUGUUCUUGCCUUGUGGACAUUUGGUCACGUGCCCUAUGUGUGCCUCGGCCUUACGGAAGUGUCCAGUUUGUCGGACUUACAUCAGGGGCACGGUCAAGGCUAUCAUAUCGUAAGCAAAUGUGUACGACCGAACAACAUUCAGCUCAAAAAUUGCGCAAGCGAGCAUUACCUACAGCAAAAUUGAACAUGUGAGCAAUACGAAACACAUUCAUCGUCAGAUCGGAAUGCAGAUGAUCACAGCUGACCUUGAAUGUACCGUUACAUGAUAUAUUGCCGACUUGUUCAUUAUACUGGGCAAUCAUCACCCACUCACACUGUACAAAAUCUGUAUUUUUCAAAAGUUCAUUUUCUGAUAUCCAAAUUUUGUAAAUCUUCCAUGAGAUCAACAUUUUGUUGAUACAACUACAUUUCUGUUAGAGCUUUUCCAUAAUAAAUCAUGUGAAGGAGGCGAGUGGCACGUGUAUUUAAACACUAUUGUUGUAGUGUUAAAUCCGAAACUCCCUACCAUUCCAUAUAUUGAAUCAGUUUCAGCAUUUGAUGAUUGAUAGACCUCUUGAGAAUAGCCUCUCACCACUCCCAAAGAGUAUAUCCUGAAACAGCCCUUAGUGAAUCUUUGUUCAAAGAAAACCUAUUUUUCUUUACCAAAUACAGCUAGCAGACAAUAUGUCUUAAUAUGAUAGUUCUGAUUAAUAUAUAAAUGUUAACAUUUUCAGGAAACCAAUCUUUUGUCUAUCAUACAAUUUUAUUCAGCAUUGUCAGUUAAUUCAGCAUUGUCGGUUCAUUCAGCAUCGUCGGUUCAUUCAGCAUCGUCAGUUUAUUCAGCAUUGUCAGUUCAUUCAGCAUUGUCAGUUUAUUCAGCAUUGUCAGUUUAUUCAGCAUUGUCGUUUCAUUCAGCAUUGUAGGUGCUCUUUUUGUGCAGAACUUAAUUUUUUUUUUGUAAUUUCUUUUAUAAAUUUAUUUAAGAUGAGAU